Tarenaya hassleriana is the source of this 288-nucleotide messenger RNA. Its product is annotated as outer envelope membrane protein 7-like. Gene Ontology annotation, cellular component: chloroplast outer membrane. The annotation marks the transcript as partial. Lineage: Eukaryota; Viridiplantae; Streptophyta; Magnoliopsida; Brassicales; Cleomaceae. The transcript has a single exon. The record is from RefSeq and is a predicted model, not a curated record.
CCAUUUCGAUCUCCAAUGCCUCAGAAAAUCCUGAUCGUCGGUUCAAUUCCAUCGACGGCCUCAAACGUCGAGGCUUGCUUUUUCCUUUGGGGUCCGAAACUUGAUAAAUCGAAUUUGGGAAUCAGAAGGGAAGGAGGAGGGAUGGCGAAACAGGUGGCAGUGGUAGUGGGAGCGUUAGCGUUGGGAUGGUUGGCCAUAGAGAUCGCUCUUAAGCCUCUCCUCCACAAGUUCCGCUCCUCCGCCGACAAGUCCGAUCCCGUCGCUCCUGCUGCCGACACGGAGGCGGCC